This is a messenger RNA of Ectocarpus sp. CCAP 1310/34, 4242 nucleotides long. The record is from the annotation of a GenBank genome assembly. NCBI's taxonomy places the organism in Eukaryota, Phaeophyceae, Ectocarpales, Ectocarpaceae.
AUGGCACGGGCAUCCACGGCAGCUGUAUCAUCACCACAUGCCACCAGCUACCGGUGGUGCUACGUGGAGCAGGUAGACCAGGCCGCUCCCCUCGCAGGCAGGAGCAACGGGUGGCGGUACUUGGGGCCUGGAGGGAUCACCUAUAGGCGCCAGGCCGUCUUCGGCACGGGGUUUAGGGUUCGUAUCUCCUUCCCUUCCUCGCCGGGGCCGGGAUACAGGUGGUUCAACUCGCACCCCCUCGGAGGAGAUCCCAACCUGUACAAUUUUCAAACUUGGGCGAGGACGGUGCUGCAGGGAGGCAUGGUCCACCCGCGUGACGCCGAGGCUUGGCGCACGGCGUUUGUAGAGGUAGAGGGUGGUGGCCUUGGACAGCUGGUUGUGUCAGCGGCCGACGAGAGCUGGCGAGUAAUCCUCUGCUGGGCGUCAGCUGGCAGGAGGAUCGAAGUCGACACCGGCAUCCCGAUCUCUCUUGUGAGCCUCCAGGUCCGAUCUGGUAUCGACUCACAGAGCCCUUUUUUCAGACAGCUUAACAUAGCGACCUUCGGGCACAGAGUUGUGAGAUAUGCCCCCAUCACCGCAUUCGGCAAAAAAUGGCAGAAACAGCUCCCCGGAGCCUGUCUCGCUGUCCUCGUCGCCGACGUUUGGCGCGAUAGUCAAGUCUACCUGCUAAAAAAAACGAAGGAGAGGAGAAGGUUUGGAUUCCGCGAUGUAGAUCCCACGGGUGCGUUUAUGAUCUCAUCUCGUGGUGGUCGACCAAAAAAGGGCGCGCCUGUACAACACAAGAACGCUCUUGACGGUGGGAACUACUUCCGCAACCUGUAUUCGAUUCUACUGGAGCGAGACAUCGGGGAAGUAGAGUUCGACACAUGGGUUUCGGGGGAUGCAGAACCACCCGCCCUGACAUUACUGCAUCUCGAAAAGUGGCUCCAUAUGACCAACGCCAGCGUGGUGGUGUGGUCACAUCGGGGCACUGGUGCCAACAUUCUUGGACCAUCCGACGGGAAAACGAACCUCCAACCGCCCACACUACACGUUGGGGUUCGUGAGGGACACGUGUACCGGCUUGUGCUCGAGGGGCCCUGGGGAGAAGACAGGUUUGGAUCGUCUCUCGACGUGGCAAUCGAUCACAGUGUACGAACUUACCGUAAAUUCCGUCGAAUUUCUGAGAUGACCGUGGAAGAACAGGAACCAGAUACGACUGGGUUUGGCACCAAGACCUUCUCGUGUGUCGCUGACAUUGUGAGUGAUAUCAUGGCCAUCAACCAAACAGGGGGGGACCACAACCGACAGCCAGUAGAAAAGCGGAAGCAUGGGAGGAAGGUAUCAGAAAGCAAGACGUGGUACGCGCCUCCAGGAACGGCCCUCGACGAACUCAUGCUCCACCUACACCUCGCUGGGGUCUCGUGCAAGGGUAAACUCACGAACUACAGUCGCUGGGAUUCACUGUCCUUACCAGCGCACGGUGUAGUCAUCCGAACCUGGUGCAGCGCGAGCAUGGGUGGGCUCGAUCCCGAUGACUUCGAGCCCGACCAGGCAACACGAUUGAUCGAGCUGCAUAAUGCCCUGGGUCUGAAGUUCCACCGCGGGGUAUUGGAUUUUCGAGUAUCGAGCCAGUACAGCCAGUCUCUGCUCGCCCUCCUUGAGGUGUGCUGGCGGGGGCCGAUCGUCGGGGCAGAGGACGCGUCCGGGAGUUCCUACGGAAGGGAAGACUGGCAAUGUGACAUAAACGGGGCCCACACGGCCGCCCUAAUGAACAUGGAGACGGUGCCCGUUUUCGGCCACAUGGAUGAGGUGGAGGAGUUCGAUGGCCACAACAUCGAGGAUUGGACGCUAUACAUCAUCAAGCUGGACGCGCUCGGUGAGCCAGACGUAUUCCUUAAUGCGGAUGUGACGCCGGUCUUCGGUCGAAACUACGAGCGUUACCUCGACCUCAUCGACAACGCGCCUCGCCAUAGAGUCACCCACUUCGUGCGACCAUCCAGAACGGUCAGCAGGUGCCACAUACCCAAAUUUGUAAGAGACCUGCUCGCGCAUGAGCUGGGUGAUCCUCUCCUCGAGGAUGCCGACUGUGCACGCCGAUUUAAAAAAGGAAUAUUCGUGCGGGCGAGCGGUAUGUUGCAGCAGAGAUAUGCGGACAGGAUAGAUGCCGUCAUGGUUACGAGCAGUGACGAGGCUUCGGCUGUGGGUGGAAAAAUUGUCCCUGUCCUGUGCGAAGUCGAUCGCGUCAAGGCCGAGCUUCGUACGGGACAAGGGGACCUUGGCAUCGACUCACUUCACACCGGUGAUGCAUACCUUUGUUUCGACGCAGAACGGACCUGGUACAGAGAUGGCUUCUGGGCGUUAGGUGCGCUCAUUCUCGACGAAACUCGAUUACGAGUGUUGGAGGCGAGGAACGCUCUCGAACUAUGCGGCGCGUCCGACUUUAGCUUCCAGUGUGACGCGGUGUUCUUCAGGGGAUCUUCUUCGGUGCAAGAAAAUAUGAGACUCCGCUUCAACCAGUUGUUUAGCGGCAACGACAAAACCCCCGGCACUCUCAAGUUUGAACCGGCAUUGAAGAACCCGCUGUGUGGAGAGAGGAGGGUGUUCGAAGGCAUCGUGGUCAAGCUAUCGCUGGAUGCGUUACCUCCGGCAAUGAGGAAAAUUCCUUGCCCGUUAAAACCCCGGCUUUUAGUGAUCCCUCUGUGGGAUGGCAUCGGCACCGACUUCAGUUCGAUGGAAGAAGCUCACAGCGCCUGGCGUCGUCUCGGCAAGAACACCAAGCGCAAUAUGUGGCCGGAAAUAUGCGAGGCCGAGUCACCAUCAAAACUAGAAAUUUUACUCCGCGGCUCGUUGUCUCGACAAGGUUCAAGGAUUGUUUGUGCGGUGACCGGAGAACAUGGAGGGGCGGGGAAGAGUUAUUGUGCCUUCAACGCUGCCAAGAAUAUCUUCAAAACGGGGUUGGUCGUUACCCCUACCAAUAGUCUGAGAACGUCCUUCACAAACCUGCCAUCCGGUUGGAAUGUAAAGACCGCUGACCACCAGCUCGGAUUCUACCUGGGCGAUGAUUCUCAUGUGAAGAAGACGGCGGGGUCGAUACGUACACUUAAGGUCGACGUGAUCAUCAUAGAGGAAGCUGCUUAUAUGCCUCUCCGGACCCUAAGCAUGGUCCUGGCUGCCGCCCAUAGCAGCGGUACCCACGUGAUCGGGACGUACGACACGCACCAACUCCAGCCCGUUUGCGAGAGCAGCGGCAUGUCGAUUAGCAGGGACAACGUCAACAGAAAGGUCAUCCUCGAAAAAGCCUUCCCCACAUGCUUUCAUGUCUUCGCGCGCAAGCGGGAUAAAACUGUCGACGAACAGGUGGAGAUGGACGACGGCCUCUUGCACAUUCUGGCCGCAGGAAACGACAGUCACGAGGCACAGACUCGAGCCAUCGAGAGAUUUGGUGGUGAUUGUCUCGACGACCCAAGCCCUUCAGACUUUCAUCUCGCUUACACUAGAGACUGUGCUCGUUUCUAUGCGUUUCGAGGCUUGCUGGGGUGCAACGAGUCUGGAGGCUGGGACGUGCUGGGGCAUAAAACAGUUGUUGGUGCACAAUAUCGGGACCUCGGGAACCCGGGCAAGGUUCACAAGAAUCACAUGUACAACGUCAUCCGAUCCUCGGCAGAGACCGUCGUCGUCGCGAGCGCAUUCGACGGUGCUGCUAGCCUUCAGGAGACUUCACUCUGUCGAGCGGAGGCGGAAAACUUGUUUGACCCCUCGGGAGCGUGCACGGUACACGCCGUCCAGGGCCGUACGGUAGAAGGGAGACUGAUCAUACACCAGGCCCGACACCCUUACGCCGAUGUGUACUGGAUAUACACCGCCAUAAGUCGAGCGACCGGACCGUCGAACGUCAGGGUCAUCGACGAUAUUCACCGAAGCAAGAGCGACAUGUCAGACCGAGAGAGGGCAUCGUGGGUUUCUAGGAAGGUUUCAAGUUAUAUAUACGCCGACGUUGCGGCCGAGCGUCUCGGAUCUGAUGAGGGGGGACAACACAGAGAAGCUCUCGUCCAAGAACUCCACCGCUCCUACGGGGGGAGGUGCAACUUGUGCAACCAUGACUUGGUCUGGGCCGUCUUUAGUGAACGCCAACCGACUCUCGAUCGUCUUGACUGCGCUUUGCCGCACACGAUCGAUAAUAUAGAUGUGAAAUGCUUAAAGUGCAACAGAGCCAGAGGAAGCCUAGGGAGAGGGAAGUCGAAAAAGAGAAAGACGAGUUGA